Eufriesea mexicana is the source of this 1100-nucleotide messenger RNA. Its product is annotated as ADP-ribosylation factor-like protein 13B. Gene Ontology annotation, molecular function: GTP binding; GTPase activity. Gene Ontology annotation, biological process: non-motile cilium assembly; receptor localization to non-motile cilium. Gene Ontology annotation, cellular component: non-motile cilium; ciliary membrane. NCBI's taxonomy places the organism in Eukaryota, Metazoa, Arthropoda, Insecta, Hymenoptera, Apidae. Bases 1 to 1080 code for a protein of 359 amino acids. The record is from RefSeq and is a predicted model, not a curated record. The transcript has 8 exons.
AUGGGUAAUUGUAUGCGAAGCGUACUACGAAGGUUACAAAAGAAAAAAUGUUCUGAAAAGAUUAUUAUUUUACUUAUUGUGGGCCUUGAUAAUGCGGGAAAGACUUCAGUUUUAAACUGUAUCAGUGGAGAUUCUGAUAAAACCACAUUACCUACAAUGGGAUUUCAUACAAUAUCUUUAAAAUACAAAUCAUACACUAUAAAAAUUUAUGAUGUUGGUGGUAGCUCUCAAAUUAGAUCCUUAUGGCCAAAAUAUUAUAAUGGUAUACAUGGUCUUAUAUAUGUGGUGGAUGCUAGUGAUAUUUCCCGUCUUACAGAAAAUAAAGUUGUAUUUGGUGAAUUAAUUUCACAUGAAUAUAUUUCAGGAAAACCAUUGUUAUUACUUGCAAACAAACAGGAUAUAAAUGGAGCUAUUGAUGAAUUAGAUUUGGUUGAAAAUUUGGAUGUGGAACGUGCAGCUAAUACUAUGAAAUGUCCCACAAGAGUAGAAAUAUGUUCAUGUAGUUGGAAAGGAGAUCAAUCAAAAGAUAAUACUAUAGGUAUUAAAAAUGGAUAUAGAUGGCUGCUAGAUAUAAUAGUGAAGAAUUACACAGCCUUAAACAGUAAGCUCAAAGGUUUCCAAAAUGCUCAAAGUGAGAAAACUGUUGAAGUACAAAGUAUAAUGUUAGAUACACCAUCUAAACUAUCAAUCCAUUCCAAUCCUUUUAAACCAAUCAAAGAAUUAGUUUUAAAAAAGGAAAGUAAUCAAGUGGCAAGUGUUUCACAAAAUGGUAUAAUAACAAAUGGAAAAAGGCUAAAAAAGAUGUUUAUGCAUAGAAAUAAGACUGCACCGCUUACUACUGAAGAAUCUGUCAUUGAAAUUAAUGAUAUAUCAGAAGAUGUUAGGUUUACUUCACAAACAUUAGAAUCCCAAACGAAUUUUCAAACACUUCCACCAAUAUUAAAUCCAGUAGCACUAAAUAUGUAUUCAAAUACAAUUAGAUUAAAAAAAAAUCGUCCAUAUACAGCUCCAGAAUGUUCACAACAUUUUAUAAAUAAGAUAACAGUAAUUAAUAUUCCUGGACACAUAACACAAGAAUGAUAUUUUUAAUUGUAUUUAGA